This is a messenger RNA of Cimex lectularius (bed bug), 1159 nucleotides long. Its product is annotated as ES1 protein homolog, mitochondrial-like. The coding region runs from base 240 to 1025 and encodes 261 amino acids. The record is from RefSeq and is a predicted model, not a curated record. The transcript has 7 exons. NCBI's taxonomy places the organism in Eukaryota, Metazoa, Arthropoda, Insecta, Hemiptera, Cimicidae.
CAUUGAAAAAUUAAUUUUGUACUACGUGAAAAAGUCAGUCACACCGACGACAACAGGCGAAACUGACCAUGAUUUAAAUAUAUAAAAAUACAAACAAUUUAUUUAUUAUUUAAAAAAGGGGAAUCAAGACAGCACUGUUGAUUUUUCGGAGGUUACGGCAUUCAGUUUGACAUUUAAGGAUUAAUAACAUUUACAAUAAUUUACACGUUAAAAUUGUCAAGCGUGGACGUACCUAGAAAAUGCUGAGGACUUUCGCCACUAGGCUGCUUAAAGCACGCUUUACAUGUCAAACCAACAAUUACUCCAACAAAUCUUGUCAGAACGAUAGGUUCGCCGUUGUGCUUUCUGGUUGUGGUGUUUUCGAUGGAACCGAAAUCCAUGAAGCUGCUCACAUUCUCUCCCACCUUACCAGAGCCGGGGUAAAUCCAGUCAUGUUUGCUCCAGAAAUGCCCCACUGCGAAAUCGUAAAUCACAAUACGGGAGACCCUGAACCGAAAGUGAAGAGGGGGGUGCUUGAUGAAUCAGCAAGAAUAGCGAGAGGCCCCGUUAGGCCCCUUUCAGAACUCGCUUCGCUUGAAACCACAGCUUUAUUCCAAGCAGUCAUCUUCCCUGGAGGAUUCGGCGUCGCAAAAAAUUUAUCGAACUUCGCAACUCAUGGUCCAGCAUGUACAGUACACCCUGAAGUAGUGAAAGUCAUACAAAAUUUUCACAGUGAAAAGAAACCCAUCGGACUAGCCUGUAUAGCUCCAAUUCUAGUCGCAAGAGUGUUAGGCAAUGUUAGGAUCACUUUAGGAAAAGACUUGAAAUGUGAUGGUUGGCCACACCAUGGAGCCAUUCAGGCUGCAAAAGAUAUGGGAGCUACUGUAGAAUCAAAGGAUUACAAUGAGGUCAGUUACGAUGAGAAAAAUCAAAUAUUUUCUACACCGGCUUUUAUGUACAAUGGAAAAUUCCACGAGAUCAGCGACGGUCUUGAAAUAUUUAUUAAGUUCAUGAUUUUAAACAUGCAACAAUCAAAAAAGAAUUAAACAUCAUAAACUAAUUGACUGCAGUUUAUUUUAAAGGUUCAAAAUGAGACACCUUGAAACUAAUUCGUAAGAACUGCUUUGAUGUCAAUAUGUUGAGACUGAUCAUAAAAAUAAAUACUGUUAUUUUCCUCUAA